Molecule: messenger RNA, 2190 nt
Organism: Ctenopharyngodon idella (grass carp)
Lineage: Eukaryota; Metazoa; Chordata; Actinopteri; Cypriniformes; Xenocyprididae
Gene: mob1bb
Product: MOB kinase activator 1Bb
Exons: 6
Coding region: 201-851 (216 amino acids)
Biological process (GO): positive regulation of protein phosphorylation; hippo signaling
Cellular component (GO): cytoplasm; nucleus
Molecular function (GO): protein kinase activator activity
Source: RefSeq, a predicted model, not a curated record
CGUUAACACAGAUCUCCAAAACAUAUGUCGGCAUUCACUCUGUUUAAACUCCAAAUUGACGUGAUUUACAGAUCGACAAAUCAGUCUAGAGAAUCCACAGCGGCUGUGGUAAGUUUGUUGCCAGGUGUCUCUGCACUACACGAACCAGAACCUCGAACCGGGACCAGCAGCAGAGCUCUGAACCGGGCAGACAGGAGAAGAUGAGCUUCUUAUUCGGGAAUCGUUCGUCUAAGACGUUUAAGCCGAAGAAGAAUAUUCCGGAAGGUUCUCAUCAGUAUGAGCUGCUCAAACACGCUGAAGCCACGCUGGGCAGUGGGAACCUGCGUAUGGCUGUCAUGCUUCCUGACGGAGAAGAUCUGAAUGAAUGGGUGGCUGUCAACACUGUGGAUUUCUUUAACCAGAUUAACAUGCUGUAUGGCACCAUCACAGACUUCUGCUCAGAGGACAGCUGCCCGGUCAUGUCUGCAGGACCAAAAUACGAGUAUCAUUGGGCAGAUGGGACCAACAUUAAGAAGCCUAUCAAGUGCUCUGCUCCCAAGUACAUUGACUAUCUGAUGACGUGGGUUCAAGACCAGCUGGAUGACGAGACCCUGUUUCCUUCUAAAAUAGGUGUUCCCUUCCCCAAGAACUUCAUGUCGGUGGCCAAGACUAUUCUGAAGCGUUUGUUCAGAGUUUAUGCCCAUAUAUAUCAUCAACACUUUGACGCAGUCAUGCAGCUUCAGGAGGAAGCUCACCUCAACACGUCUUUCAAACACUUCAUCUUCUUUGUACAGGAGUUUAACCUGAUCGACCGUAAGGAGCUGGUGCCUCUUCAAGAGCUCAUCGAGAAACUCACAACAAAAGACAGAUAAACUAAGAAAAGAAGUUAAGAAUGAAGAAAAACAUGAUCCUGCUCUCUCUUCUGACUCUCCCUUCUAUCUUUUGCUUUGUACAGAUGAUUUUAACCCCAGAGCACUGCUAGGCCAAGCGUAGUGAAAUUACAACACUAAUCAAACCUGUUCACCUGAUUUGAUGACAACAUGAUGUCUGGAUGAAAUAGUUACAUAUGAGUUUUAGUUUCUCAAGUCCUUCACAUUGUUUAGUUUGGUCACUGAAAGGGAGGGAUUUUAACCCAUGAGAAUUGAACCUUAGUACAGACUACAGCGUGUUAGCUUGGUGCCUGUGCCGUGUUAAAGCAGCGAAUGAGAGAUUCGCUCUCUUUGGCUAGUGUGAAUGUUUAAAAGUUGUUUGAUUCUUCAGUGCUGUAAUGCUGACAGCAAAAAGAUGGAGUUAAAUAGCUAUUUUCCUAUGCAAUAAUGAUCUUAUUUGUCUUUAUUAAUGUUAUUGGACAAAAUUGUUGUUUAGAGUUUUAUCGAGCUUGUUUGUUCAUCUGUGGAUUUAAUAUCGGUCAUUAUGAAGGUUAUUGAAUACCGAAAUAAGGAUUUUGCAUGCUGGAAUUGCUACUUUUAUCUGACCCAGAUGACCGAUGGGAAGUCGCUCGCCCUUAUUUGUAUCUUAUGCUGUGCGUCAGAGAAACAUAAAAUGUAUGAUAACAGCUCUGAGUGACUGAUAAGACGUUUGUUUUGCACAAGCCACAACUAUUGCAGUUUAAGUUCUGAAUUCAUACAACUCGGUUGCCAAACUUUGAUGCGUUUCAGUUGCAUGACACCCAUUUGAAAUAUACACAGAGUCAGUACAGUUUUGAAAUAUUCAGUGCGUUGAUGUAUUUAGCUUUAUGGUUUGGUCGUAUGAGUUGUGAGGGUUUGAUAUUGAGAAAUGUUCAGCAUUCACUUCUGAGGUGAAUGACUGGAAUUUUCUUCUCUACCUCCAUUUUAGCCCUUUUUACAUCUCUGUUCUGCUACUACCACUUCUAUAGUUGUGUUUAAAAUCCUUUUGUUAGUUUUAGAUUUGUUCCUUUUGACAUUUUGAAGUUGAAGAACUACGAAUGUAAUAGAUGGUUUGAACUAUGCCAUUGUGUAAAAGUGCCACCAGCUGAUUAAUAUUGGACAUAUAUGAAGUAUUUAUAGAGAGAUUUUUGUCACUGAAAUGAGAAUAUAUUUUCCCUGAAUUGUAAAAUAAUUAGGGUAGAUUAGAUAUGUAAAUAUGUGUAGAUUUCCUGAUAUUGUUGUACUUUACAUUAAUAAAACAGUACCACUAACUGAUGUUAUGCUAUUUUUGCUGUACAUAGAGCAAAUAAAACCCUUCUCUUGA